Messenger RNA from Propithecus coquereli (Coquerel's sifaka), 1389 nucleotides. Its product is annotated as nuclear envelope pore membrane protein POM 121-like. Bases 1 to 1389 code for a protein of 462 amino acids. The transcript has a single exon. Lineage: Eukaryota; Metazoa; Chordata; Mammalia; Primates; Indriidae. The record is from RefSeq and is a predicted model, not a curated record.
AUGGGCAGUUACCUCAGCCGGGCUCGCCCGUGCCCGCCGUGGCCCGCUCUGCGUGGCGGGGACCGGCUGGAGAAGCCCGGGCGCCUGCGGCCCGCGCACGCCCGCCGUGUUCCCCCCGCCUCCCGGGCUAACUCGGCGGCCUGGUCCCUGGCGCUGACCCGCAGGCUGUCUUACGAGGACCGCGUGGCUUCACCCCGUCGUCGCCAGCACCGGCGGCGGCUCCUUGUGGUCCACAGGCAGCGAUAUCCGAUGGAGCGGGCCCGGUGUCUGCACCUGCGCGUCUUUUCCUCGGCGCCCUGGAGGGGCCGUCAGCACCAGCCGGCGCUGCCUGCUUCCAGCUCCAGGAUGCUCUGCACCUCCGUGAUCCUGAAGAUGGCAUCUGCUAAGGGCAGACUGACGCUGCGUGUGGCUCUGGAGCAGUCGGUCGUGUAUAUAUGGCCCUCACUCGCGGACCACCUCUCAAACCCUCAUGCAAAGGAGGCCCUGAUGAGGGCCCUUAGAGAGAGCACUCAAGUGCGAGCCGAGGAGGAGAAAGCCCUGACCACCCCGGGUGACAGGAGGAAAGCACUAGCAGAGCACCAGGACGGCCACAUGGCCCUUGAAAGGCAGGACGGUCCACGAAGGGGCUCAGAUGGCAGGGGGAGUGCACAGUCUGCAUUUCAGAGCCUGAUGGUCAACGGAGUCCUCUCUUCCUUUGUGCCCAGGCCUGGGCCUCUGAAGAGAGACUUCUGGUACAAGAACUCAGCAAACAGCCUGCUAAGGAAAUCCCAGACCUCCUUCACAAGCACUUGCAGCAGACAAACUGCCAUCAGCAGUUCAUACAGUUCCACUGGAAGCUUCCCACUGCUGCAGAAGAGAAAUGGUGCAGGCGCCACUGGGUUCCCCAGCCCGGCCGCAUCCGGUUCCCAGGUGACAGAAGAGAGCGCCAGCGAGGAAGGCCGGCAGGCUAGCACUGUAGCCUCAGUGGCACCACAAAGGAAGAUCAAGCAUGAAAGGGUUGUAGAUGCUCCCUCAGGGCAGAAACAAAACCUGAGGGAUUGCUCUCCUCCAUUUGACAGUUCCAGGCCCCAGAAGCGCAAGAUUUCUCUGCUGCUUCCCUGUAGAAGAAAUGACCCGCUGAUCCUGCCCUCACCCCCCCAGCUAGGUUAUCGAGUCACUGCUGAAGACCUUGACUUAGAGAAGAGAGCAGCCAUCCAGUGCAUCAACCAGGUCUUGAAGGGUAAGACUGAGGCCAUAUCCACCUGCGGGGCCGUUCAGCCUUUCCUUUCUUCCACUCUGCCGGCUUCCAGGGCUUUCUGCACCAGUCCCCCUCCAGUCUCAGCACUCAGUUACAGUGCAAGUGCUUCAGGAAGAUCGCAGAACUCCCCAGGCCCAGGGGCCUUCCUAUAA